AUGAAUAGCGUUCAGAUGAUGACGCCUCUGCAAGCACUUUCUCACGACCUCAAUACCCUCGCACUUAACGAACACACCCUUCUCCCUUGGGACGUCAAGCCCUUCCCAUCCUCUUCCAGCUCCUCGUCCUCAGGCUCGGGCACGCACACACCCGCCUACCCCUCCGUCGCCGCUGCAUUCGAGCAAGACGUGGCAUACGCACCGAUAUACGACGAAUACAGCGAGACAGGCCGCGUACACGCCUUGCUACUCGAGCGCGAGCGUCUUUCUGCUCUCAUGCUCGCUGGCUCCUCCCCCGCUUUCUCUCGCUCAGGAAAACACGAUUAUGCUGAUACGAACGUGUCGAUCUCCGCUGCGGGACGGACGCUGAUCAUCAAGCACUGGCUCAUCGCCCACCCCACCCUUACCGUCGGCUUGCAGGACAUCAUCUACAUCCUUCCUGCAAAAUGUGUCGUUCCUGCACACGGGAUCACCGCUUGGGGUGUGGGAGAAACAGGCGUCAGCUGGGCAAGAGACGUGAGACGCACGGAUCCGGGUACGAAGGAGUACGAGCGGAGCUACGUAUGCAAGUUUCGCGCCCCUGCUGGAGAGGGCAGGGAGAGCAGGGAAUGGUACGCAGGGUUCACGGUCGAGAACCCAGACAGAUUCGUCGAGGUGCUCGAGGACACGUGGUAUGGUGAUUAGGUGGGAAGGUGGGGAGGAUGUCUGGAUAUGGUUCAGGGAGGCGGCUCGUCAACCCUGCGGGUCAGCGGGGGGCGGGGAGGGCGGCAUCAUACGCCUAUGUAACCGGGGACCAUUGCCCACUCUGGUAACCGGGUACACCAAGACAUCUAUUUCGGACUUGGGCACGUGACGCGGCUGGCCACGGAAAG
Dacryopinax primogenitus is the source of this 872-nucleotide messenger RNA. RefSeq lists its product as uncharacterized. The record is from RefSeq and is a predicted model, not a curated record. The coding region runs from base 1 to 684 and encodes 227 amino acids. The transcript has a single exon. Lineage: Eukaryota; Fungi; Basidiomycota; Dacrymycetes; Dacrymycetales; Dacrymycetaceae.